UAAAUUUUAUAUUCAUAACAACUUCUAAGUCUGUAGAGAAAACAUUUUCAAUACGCAUAACAAUAAAAUUUACUAAAUAAUGAAUUUGUGUGUCUCAAUUUUUUUUGCCUCGUGUUUUGUUCUUGUAACAACUGAAUAUAUACCGUCAACAAAAGGAAUGCAAUGGCUUUCGAUAACAUGUGACACUGACGAGAAACUGUCACUUGUACUUGAAUUUCAAGCAGAUAGAGAUUUUGAUUUUAUGACAAUUACCCGACAGCAUGUUGAAGUUGCAAUCACAGCGGGUAAAAUCGAUGAAUUCAAAAGGCUACUUGAAUUACAUGAUAUCGAGUAUAAAGUUUAUAUAGAAGAUGUUCAACAACUAGUCAAAGAAGAACGGAACAUACCCAGAAGGCGUCGACGAAGUCCCACUAAUUACAAAUUACCAUAUUCAUUUGAUCACUUUCCCCGACACUAUCUAAUUAACAGCUAUCUUCAUAAAAUUAGCCUAAAAUAUCCCGAUGCAACUUUACUCGACAUAGGCACAACCUUUGAGGACCGAAAAAUGUACGGUGUUAAAAUUUCAAAUAAUGACGGAAACGAAACGAAACCUGCAAUUUUAAUCGACGCUGGGAUUCAUGCUCGCGAAUGGAUCUCUAUAACAACUGCACUCUUUGUAAUUCAACAACUUUUAAAAGACGAGAACAAACAUCUUUAUAAAAAUAUCGAUUGGUACAUCUUCCCUUCAAUGAAUCCGGAUGGUUAUGAAUUUUCCCACAGCGAGUAUCGUCUGUGGAGGAAGACACGAUCUGAUAAUUCUCUUACUACCUGUAAAGGUGUCGAUGGAAAUAGAAACUACGAUUACAAAUGGAAAGAACCCACGGAACUUUAUGCGAGAAUUUCCGAAAAUCCUUGCGACAAUACUUAUCCUGGCGACGAAGCAUUUUCUGAAGUAGAAACAAGAAAUUUGCGUGACUUUGCUUUAUCAAAAAAUGGAACAAUUAAACUAUUUAUUGAUUUACACGCCACUAGUCAAAAUAAUAAGCACGUAGUUAUACCCUGGUCAUUUACUAAAGAAUAUCAUCCGGAUUAUUCAAAAAUGUUAAAUUUAGCCGACAGAGUUUCAAGUGCCAUAUAUUCUUAUAAUGGAAGUAAUUACACCGUAGGAACAGUUAAUGAAAUUUAUUAUAUUGCUCCCGGUACAAGUAUAGACUGGUUUUUAGCAACAGCAAAAUCGAGUUUUAGCUACUGUAUCGAAUUACCAAGUCUUGAUUUUGUUAUAUCUGAGAACAAAAUAGAAGAAAUCGGUUCGGAAAUCUUUGAAGCUAUGAAAGUAUUUGGCAAACACAUAGAAGAUAAUUUUGUGUAAUUUUGUAUAAAUACUAAAAUAUGUUUUCUCGAAAUUUGUAAUCUUUUAUUUUUUAAUGACAUUGAGAAUAUUAAAUUAAUAUUUGUUCGAAAUUAUCUGAUAAA
Molecule: messenger RNA, 1452 nt
Organism: Leptopilina heterotoma
Lineage: Eukaryota; Metazoa; Arthropoda; Insecta; Hymenoptera; Figitidae
Product: carboxypeptidase B-like
Exons: 8
Coding region: 80-1348 (422 amino acids)
Biological process (GO): proteolysis
Molecular function (GO): metallocarboxypeptidase activity; zinc ion binding
Source: RefSeq, a predicted model, not a curated record